Molecule: messenger RNA, 849 nt
Organism: Vanrija pseudolonga
Lineage: Eukaryota; Fungi; Basidiomycota; Tremellomycetes; Trichosporonales; Trichosporonaceae
Exons: 2
Coding region: 1-849 (282 amino acids)
Source: RefSeq, a predicted model, not a curated record
AUGACCACCGCCACCGCCACCACCCCCGCCCCCCGCGUCCUCCUCGUCGGCGCGACGAGCCGUACCGGCCUCUUCGCCGUCCCGCACCUCCUCAAGAAGGGGUGGCACAUUAUCGCGAGCGUGCGCUCUGAGGCGCGCGCGGCCGAGGUGAAGAAGCUUGCCGAGGCCACCGCCGCCGGCACGCUCGAGACGUACGUCCUCGACCUCACCUCGCUCAAGACGCCCGCCGACGCGCGCGCGGUGCUGGACGCUACCAAGCCCACUUAUGUCGUCUGGCCUGCCGGUGCCAACGAGGACGCCGACGCCGAGACGAUCCACGCGAUCGACUUUGUCGCCGCGCAGGCCUUCAUGCGCGCCACGGUCGCCGACACCAACGUGACCAAGUACAUGCACCUGUCGUACCUCCAGAACCGGCGCCGCCACGCGCCGUGGUGGAACGCCGAGGACGGCAAGAUCUCCGACUACUUCAACACCGAGGUGAUCGGUAUUUUCCACAAGGCGCGCGUGGUCAGCGACGGGCUGUUCGCGGCGCUUGUCGCGCAGCGCCGCAAGACGGACCCCGCGUUCCAGGGUAUCUUGUUCCGCCCCUCGGUGCUCGUUGACACCGAGCCCACGGGCAAGUUCCGCAUCGUGCGCGCCGCCGCUACGGGCUCGGUCACCCGCGCUGACACGGCCGACGUGCUCGUGCGCCUCCUCGCCCGCGACGACGUGCACGGCUACGUCGACCUCGAGAACGGCGAGGCUGGGGCCGAUGAGGAGAUUCAGAAGGCCGUCGCCGAGGGCUUUGAUGCCAUUGAGGGCGAGUUUGACUCCACCGAGGCCCUGCUCGCCGAGUACGGUCUGAACUAA